This is a messenger RNA of Dermacentor silvarum, 2762 nucleotides long. Its product is annotated as elongation of very long chain fatty acids protein AAEL008004. The transcript has 2 exons. The coding region runs from base 229 to 1092 and encodes 287 amino acids. Gene Ontology annotation, molecular function: fatty acid elongase activity. Lineage: Eukaryota; Metazoa; Arthropoda; Arachnida; Ixodida; Ixodidae. The record is from RefSeq and is a predicted model, not a curated record. Gene Ontology annotation, cellular component: endoplasmic reticulum membrane. Gene Ontology annotation, biological process: fatty acid elongation, saturated fatty acid; very long-chain fatty acid biosynthetic process; sphingolipid biosynthetic process.
CAUUCCUCCUUCAAUGGAGACUUUUACCCCCACGUCGACGGUCCUUCCGUUCGCGAAAAAGCCCGGAGGAGCGUCAGGGUUCGUUCGAACGUGGACGCGCACCAACCGCAGAGCUGGGAACUGAGUGGGACUCCGAGUUUCGACACGUCAACAUUCUCCGGCAGUUUGAGCGUUAUAUAGAUACCCUCCCGAGCUCCAACCGGCCCCGACGAAGCCCAGCGUGCCGCCAUGAAGUUCAGCCUAAACCCAGUCACGCUGUCGCACCAGAUCCGUCAGAUGGGCGACCCCAGGACGCGAGACUACCCGCUCGUCCUGGAGCCCCUGUUCGUCGUGACGCUCCUGGCCGCCUACCUCUACUUCGUUAAGGUGGCCGGCCCGCGCUGGAUGAAGAAUCGGGAGCCGUUCCGCAUACUCAACAUCGUGCGCGUCUACAACUUGGCGUUGGUGCUCAUCAACCUGCGGUUCCUCUACGUGGUACUUCAGUUCACCUACCUGCCCGGCGGCCAGUACAACCUCUGGUGCCAGGGCAUCACCGGUCAAAUGACCGACGACAUGCGCGAGUACUACCGCACGGGCUACGUGUACACGGUGUCCCGCUACAUGGACCUCCUGGACACCGUCUUCUUCGUGCUGCGCAAGAAGUUCACCCACGUGACCCACCUGCACGUGAUCCACCACACCAUCGUGGUCGGCAACGUCUGGUUCUACACGCUGUUCGCGCCCGAGGGCCAGGUCGCGCUGGGGAUGUGUCUGAACGUCUUCGUCCACGUCGUCAUGUACUCGUACUACUUCCUGGCCACGCUGGGGCCCGGCGUGCGGAAGUACCUCUGGUGGAAGAAGUACCUGACCACCAUGCAGAUCGUGCAGUUCGUCAUCAUAAUCGUUCACAUGUCCAUUCCGCUGUUCGUGGAGUGCGGCUUUCCGAAGAAGCUCAUCAUCAUGGGAAACCUGCAGACGUUCCUGAUACUCUGUUUGUUCAUCAACUUCUACAUCAAGACUUACCUCGCCAGGCCCAGUCACCCCGCUCGGCAGGACCUUGAUGGCGUGAAGGACGCCGUGGGCGAACCACUAAGAAAUGGGAAGAGCGACUAAAGGCCGCAUGCUUGGGCCGGAUGACCUCAAACCCCUUGAACCUUUACAAUUACCUUUGAAAGCUGCUGCCAAGAGCUUCGAAGACGUGCCUGUGGUGUAGAUCGCAUCAUCAGAUCGCAUUUCCGGAGUGCUGAGAGGUACCUUAAGAAGCACUGACUGUUCGGUAGUCUUGAACUCGUAUUCACGCAUGAUGCUGACUACAAACACGAAACAGACAGCACUCGCAAUUAGGUAGCUCUGGCUUGUUCGUAUAACGUGUUACCCUUCAAGGAAUACAUGGUCGGUGAAGGCACGGAUAACAGCCACAACACUGGUAGCGACACCUUGUGCUGGAUUGUCGUACGACAACGCGGUAGAAACGUUUCUUUGCCGCAUGAGUACUUCCCGUCGAAGCAAAAAGAACUGCAUGUGGACGAAGACAUCGCUGGUGGCGCUUUACACCAACAGCUGAGUAGUAUGUGCGUAGUUACUCGCUAAAACCUUUGUGUCCUCUCUGGUUCUGCACAUGCACUGCUCGAUGGAAACUGAGUGACAAGGUGGCGCCGCUAGCACGGCUGCUCACGCCUACGUCCCUAUUUUUAACCGAUAUUCUGUGUAAUGCCAUGCUAAUGCGCGUGAUGAUCAUUUUUAAAUUUUACGGAAUUUUCAGAUUGGCUGUGACAGGUGGCAUAAUUCUUGUUGAAAUGAAACAUCCGAAUCGGCGGACAUUACUAGCGCAACAAAUGGCAGCACAUAAUAAACUAAUUAACUUCCUAACUAAUUACCUUACGGCACGUAUUGCUAUUGACAAAUUGUAGCCGGUGAGCUUGGAGGACCUAUCCACUUGAAAUAAAUUUCCAGGAUGACACCAGUUUCGAGAUAUUAAUUUCCAAAGUUGGGGACGAAAUACACAGGCGUUCCAGCUACUUUUGUGUUUCAAUGCAUAAAAGAUCGUUUUGUUAAAAGAGUUAAGUGGAAAAGUGCACUUUUACUGUGAAUUUGAUGGCGCAUAUCUCCCCACUGUUGUCAUUCUGGAAAUUCAUUCCAAGCACAUAUGCCUUGCAAACUCAAUUCGUGAAUUACAAUAUGUUCCGGAAAGUAAUUAAUGAAGAACUACAUAUGUACAUAUAUAUAUUUGCUUUUCCUUGAAGAGCCCACAAACUUCCCUCAGACAGAGCAUAUGACAUGACGCUACUUUUAGAUGUUUUGAACUCGCAGAGAAAAUUAUCUAACUGCAAUAAACCAAUUUCAGCAAUAGAAUUCAGGUAGUAAGAGGUUAACCCUCUGUGAGACAGGCACAAUAACCUCGGUGCAGACGACCUUACGUAUUUCUUGAUCAAGCCUCCAGAUAACUCAACCAAAGUGGUACGUUUUGCAGUUUCCAGCUUGACCUCUACUUUCAUGGCAACUUCAUUACGGCUGUGGCAAAGUACAGGUAAAGGUGCUCCCUCUUUUCCGCUAACGCAUGUUAACUAAUGUUAAGAGAUGUUUAACAUUCUUGGCAUAUGUCCCUCCCGAGAUCAUCCACCAUCGUGCAAGGAAAAAGUGCGUUGCUCGGAUGAAAAAAAAAAUAACUUGUGAUAGAAGGAUAGGAAUGGAGAGCAAGGGCUGUGUGUUUUCUACGCGCCACUAAAUAACGCAGCGACAUACAAAAAGCAUAUGUCAUUGGUCGUGUAUAAAGUGUUAUUACC